Scheffersomyces coipomensis is the source of this 2756-nucleotide messenger RNA. RefSeq names its product phenol 2-monooxygenase. The transcript has a single exon. Gene Ontology annotation, molecular function: FAD binding; oxidoreductase activity. NCBI's taxonomy places the organism in Eukaryota, Fungi, Ascomycota, Pichiomycetes, Serinales, Debaryomycetaceae. The coding region runs from base 437 to 2593 and encodes 718 amino acids. The record is from RefSeq and is a predicted model, not a curated record.
AUAAACUUAAAGUUUUAUAUUAUUUAUAUUUAGGAGGUGUCAGGAUUGUAAUAUUUAGUAAUUGACCGGUAUAGAAUGCAUAAUUCCGUUUUUUUUGAUAGUUCCGUCGAAUUUGUGGAGUAAAUUUCUGUUUGCAACGUCUAUCUAUUUCCGUUUUAUAUUAAGUUUGAUACCUUUUACUUGUGCUCUGGAAAUCAGUUCAGCUAUUCCAAUUACACUUCCGUUGACAACCUUACCAUAUUGUACCUUGUUUUUGAGUUAUAAUUGAAGUUGAGAUUUACAUUCAUUCAUUCAUACCCCGCAGAAUACCCCAGUUUUUUUACCAUAGCUUAACACUCACUUACAGUUAAAACCAAGUAUAUAAAGCUGCAAAAUCCUAUUAAUUAAACAUCUGUGAUUCUUGUUUUUGAAUAGUAGCAAACAGUUGUAGACAAAUAUGACUAAAGUUGAAUCACAAAUUAAGAAUUCAAACACGGACGUGUUAAUAAUUGGAGCUGGUCCUUCGGGGUUGAUGGCUGCUACUUGGUUAGCAAGGGCUGGAGUUCCUUUCAGAAUCAUUGAUAAGAGAUCGGACAAGAUAUUUUCAGGCCAGGCUGAUGGUUUGCAAAGUAGAACACUUGAAGUCUUUCAAUCGUUCUCUGGAAGUUCGUUUGAUAUGACUGGUUUGGAUUCGGCUUGGAAAAUGGCCAACCAUAUGAUUGAAUUAUGCUUCUGGAACCCAGAUGAAAAUGGUAAUCUAGUGAGAAGCUCUAGAAUUCCAGAUAGUAUACCUGGUAUCUCUAGAUUUCAACAAAUUGUAAUCCAUCAAGGUUACAUUGAAAGAUGGUUUGACGAAACGAUUAAGAAUUUUUCUGAAGGACAAUCAAAAGUGGAAAGACCAUAUUUGCCAAUUAGUCUUUCCAUUGAUGAAAGUAAAGUGGAAGAUAAGGAUGCUUAUGCUGUUAAAGUAUUGGUUAAAAAUUUAGCUCUGGAAGAUGUUAGUAAUCCUGAACAAUUCAAUGCAAAGGUUGCUAACGGGCUCUACAGACAAUUUGAGGGUGAUCAAGAAAGAUUUUACUCAAAUAGUAUUGAUAUCGAGCAUGAUCCUAAUGUGAAUGUUGAUGACUACGAAAUUAUUAACUGCAAAUAUGUAUUAGGAGCAGACGGUGCUCAUAGUUGGGUCAGAAAGCAAUUGGGAAUUGAUAUGGAGGGUGAGAGUACCGAUUUUGUAUGGGGAGUAUUAGACGCUGUCCCAAUUACCGAUUUCCCAGAUAUCAGGCAUCGUUGUGCUAUUCAUUCAUUAGAAUCUGGUUCUGUUAUGGUUAUUCCAAGAGAAAAUGAUUUGGUUAGGUUAUAUAUUCAGUUGAAAGAGGUUCCAAGAGAUCCAUUAACGACCACAGAUGUAUCUGACAAUGAUUCCAAGGAACAUGCUAAAGGAAGAAUUGAUAGAUCCAAGAUCACUCCUGAAUUGAUUCUAAAAAAUGCUCAAGAUAUCUUCAAACCAUUUAAAUUUGAAAUUGAAGAUAUUGACUGGUUUACAGGUUAUCAGAUUGGUCAAAGAGUUAGUCCUAAAUUUAGCAAGUUCAAUCGUGUAUUCAUUUCAGGUGAUGCUUGUCAUACUCAUUCACCCAAAGCAGGUCAAGGAAUGAAUGUUUCGAUGAUGGAUACUUUUAAUUUGGGAUUUAAGUUAGCGUUAGUAUGCAAGGGUCUUGCUAAGUUGGAUAUAUUAGAGACUUACGAAAGUGAGCGUAUUGAAGUUGCAAAAGAAUUAAUUGCAUUUGAUCAUAAACUUUCUAGGUUGUUUAGUGGAAAACCUAUGAUUCCAAAUUCGCAAGCAUUUCAAGAUGGGGUAGAUAUGGAUGAAUUUCAUAAAGUUUUUCAAAAGGGAGGAGAAUUUGCUUCAGGAACUAUUGUUGACUAUGCCGAUUCUUUAUUAAUAGACAAAUCAUUAACACAUCCAGUUGAUGAAGAUGGAAAUUCUUUUUCAUCUAUUGCUAAGAAGGUUGCCGUAGGUAGAAGAUUAAAUUCUACCCUUAUUGAAUGUCAAGCUGAUGGUAGACCAAUCCAUAUCGCUGAUAGAAUACUUUCUGAUGGCCGUUUCAGAGUCUUAGUGUUUGCUGGUGAUGUAAAUAGUUAUCCGCAGAAUUUGAAAAUAUUAGAGGAGUUCGAUACUUUCUUAAAAUCAGAUAAGCAUUUUCUGAAAAAGUAUACCCCAGUGAAUGCUUUAGACAAUUCAGUGAUUGAUAUUAUUACUAUCCAUGGAUCCAAGCGUCAUGAUGUAGAAAUCUUUGAUUUCCCAGAGUUUACCAGACCUACUGAUCACAAGCAUCGUCGUGACUAUUGGAGACUCUACACAGGUAUUGAUUCGACAUACCAUGAAGGCGAUAUAAAUGCUUAUGAGUACUAUGGAAUUGAUACAAAGAAUGGGGCUAUUAUUGUGGUUAGACCUGAUGGAUAUGUUGCAAAGAUUACCAACUUUGAUCUGAACGGGUUACACCAAAUUGAUCAGUAUUUUGAUAAAUUCAUGAUUCCUCAAAAUUCAAAUGUCUUAACUCCAAAAGAUAAAUUGAUCAAUGAUAGGGAUAGAUUUGUAAAGCCAUUAUUAGCUGUAUAGUACUUUAGCCAUGCUCCAGAUGUUAGAAUAAGCUAAAUGUCUAUCUUUCUAUCUUUCUUUAUUAGUCUUUUAUAUAUGAUUAAUGUAUAUGUUUGUUUGUUUUGCUAUAUAUUAUUACGAUUUAUUAUGGUUUUUUCCAAAUUACAUUAUAAUUGUAGGAUAA